Geodia barretti is the source of this 714-nucleotide messenger RNA. NCBI's taxonomy places the organism in Eukaryota, Metazoa, Porifera, Demospongiae, Tetractinellida, Geodiidae. The record is from the annotation of a GenBank genome assembly.
AUGCCCAAGCACAGCCGCCGUUAUAAUACCGCUGCGGAACGGAUCUCAGAAGACUCGACGUACCAACCCGACGAGGCAAUUGGCCUCAUCAAGGAGUUGUCCAGCGCCAAGUUCGACGAAACCAUUGAAGUUCAUCUGCGCACCACUGCCGACGUGCGCCACGCCGAACAACAGGUGCGGGGCGUAACCGUACUCCCCCACGGCCUUGGGAAGCAGGUGCGGGUGCUGGUCUUUGCCAACGGCGAAGCUGCCGACAUCGCGCGUCAGGCCGGCGCCGACUUCGUGGGCGACGACGACCUGAUCGCCCAGGUUGAGAGCGGCUGGACGGAAUUCGACGUGGGACUAGCCAUUCCGGAGAUCAUGUCCAAGAUUGGACGACUGGGUCGUGUGCUUGGUCGCAAGGGCCUGAUGCCCAACCCUCGCACCGGCACGCUGGUUCAGGCUCGCGACUUGACCCGUGUGAUUCAGGAAUCCAAAGCUGGACGUUUGGAGUUUCGCACCGACCGCACCGCCAUCAUCCACGGGCAGUUCGGCAAAUCGUCCUUCGAGAGUGAAGCCCUGGUCGACAACCUUACCGUCUUCAUGGACGCAGUAAUGCGCGAGCGACCGGAAGCUGUCAAAGGCGCGUUCAUAAAAUCCGCGUAUAUCACUUCUUCCAUGGGGCCCGGCAUUCCGGUUGAUGUGGCGACCCUGCAGGCCAUGAGGCCAGCAUAG